This is a messenger RNA of Thlaspi arvense, 474 nucleotides long. The record is from the annotation of a GenBank genome assembly. Lineage: Eukaryota; Viridiplantae; Streptophyta; Magnoliopsida; Brassicales; Brassicaceae.
AUGGGUUCUGAGCAAAACGACAGCACAAGCUUCUCUCCUUCGGAACCAAAGCUCUGCGUCAAUGGCUGCGGCUUUUUCGGAACAGCUGCUAACAUGAACUUCUGCUCCAAAUGCUAUCACGACCUCAGAGUCACCGAAGAACAAGCUUCUUCAGCUAAAGCCGCCUUCCAGAAAUCCCUAAACCCUAAACCAAAAAUCUCACUCGAACCUGCUGUUGGGUCAUCAUCAACGAGCAGUGAAACGGCGGCGUUUUCCGAGCCACCGCCUCCACAGACUACGGCCAAGAACAGGUGCUUAAGCUGCAAGAAGAAAGUGGGCUUGAUGGGGUUUAAGUGCAGGUGUGGAAGCACAUUCUGUGGAGACCAUAGAUAUCCGGAGAAUCACGAAUGCGAAUUCGACUUCAAAGGAGAAGGAAGAGAUGCAAUUGGCAAAGCUAAUCCGUUAAUGAAGGCUAAAAAAAUGGAGAGAAUCUAA